Colossoma macropomum (tambaqui) is the source of this 744-nucleotide messenger RNA. It is a transcript of the gene hmx1, whose product is annotated as H6 family homeobox 1. The transcript has 2 exons. Gene Ontology annotation, cellular component: nucleus. The record is from RefSeq and is a predicted model, not a curated record. Lineage: Eukaryota; Metazoa; Chordata; Actinopteri; Characiformes; Serrasalmidae. The coding region runs from base 1 to 744 and encodes 247 amino acids. Gene Ontology annotation, biological process: regulation of transcription by RNA polymerase II. Gene Ontology annotation, molecular function: DNA-binding transcription factor activity, RNA polymerase II-specific; RNA polymerase II transcription regulatory region sequence-specific DNA binding.
AUGAAUGAGAAAAACCCGGAAAGGCAAACUUCGACGCCGCCGAGAGGCUCUUCGUUUUUUAUCGAGAACCUUCUGGGCUCCGGUCGUGACGAGCCGCCGCUCCGGGACGGCGAGCAGGGCGCGAGAGGCACCGUUCUCCGGGCCAGCUGUGCGAAUCGCCGUGAAGAAGCGGCCACGAGCUCCGACACACCCGCGUGCUGGCAGACCGCGAGACUCAGUGAUGUUCAGCGCGCCGAGAGUCCGAGAGAGUGCACGCGCAGCUCGGACGAGCACUCGGACUCGGUGUGCAGCGACACCGACUCCCCGGCAAGGAGGCGCGCGGACCAGGAGCCCGAGGCUGAGCCGGGCGAAGCGGGCUCUGCGCGCAGGAAGAAAACGCGCACGGUGUUCUCGCGCAGCCAGGUCUUCCAGCUCGAGUCCACGUUCGACGCCAAGCGCUACCUGAGCAGCUCGGAGCGCGCGGGCCUCGCCGCCUCGCUCCGCCUCACCGAGACGCAGGUGAAGAUCUGGUUCCAGAACCGCAGGAACAAGUGGAAGCGGCAGCUGCACGCGGACCUCGAGGCUGCAGCCGCUGCAGCCGCCGCUGCCUCCCACGCGCCUCAGCGCGUCGUGCGCGUGCCCGUGUUGUAUCGCGAGAGUUUCCCGGCCCCGGUGACCGGGUUCGCGGACGCGGUGAGCUUCCCGCUCACGUCCCUCGCGCACUCUAUGAACGUGCUGAGGGCGCAGAUGACCGGUCUGGUCUGA